Messenger RNA from Pecten maximus, 1662 nucleotides. RefSeq lists its product as uncharacterized. Gene Ontology annotation, biological process: cell-matrix adhesion. NCBI's taxonomy places the organism in Eukaryota, Metazoa, Mollusca, Bivalvia, Pectinida, Pectinidae. The record is from RefSeq and is a predicted model, not a curated record. The transcript is spliced from 8 exons. Bases 1 to 1662 code for a protein of 553 amino acids.
AUGGAGGCAGUGUAUUGUUUCAUAUUGCUUUCUUUUGUUUUACACAUUGUCACCUGUAUUCCGGUAUCAGAAUUUUACCCUUUUGGCCGUGCGGUGCAUGACCAUAAUUUCCCAAAGAACGACGAUGGCAGUUCACCAAGGGUCAAUAUCAGUACCCUCUUCCCUUUCUUCAACAGCCAACACGACUCGCUUUACGUCAAUACAAACGGCGCAAUAUCCUUUCAACAAACAUUGAACCAAUUUACGCCAGCUCCCUUCCCACUCAACGAUCAUCGUAGCAUCGUGUCACCAUUUUGGGCAGACGUUGACAUACGGAAUGGCGGUACCGUGUGGUAUCGCGAGACAACAGCUUCCGAUAUCCUACAGCGAGCAACCAAUGAAAUCCGUCUGUAUUAUCCUGGCCAGCUUCACUUCCAUGCCAGUUGGGUAUUCAUAGCAACAUGGGACAACGUAGCGUUCUACGGGGCGUCGACAACCGGUAAAACCAAGAGAAACACUUUCCAGGCUGUUCUCAUUACAAACGGCCGUCACUCGUUCACAGUGUUAAACUACGCUAAAGUCACGUGGACCACGGGGACUGCCAGUAAUGGUAACAAGAAUACAGGACUGGGAGGAACUCCAGCCCAGGUUGGUUUUAACGGAGGUGAUGGCGUCAAUUUCUACGCAUUAGACGAAUCCCGAACGCCAUCUAUCGUCAAUCUUGCCCGCAUGUCUAACGUAAAAACGAAUGGUAAAUUCGUGUUCCGGAUUGAUACAGCUAAAAUAGAGAAUGGUGGAUGUAAUACCGGAGGUGCCCUGGUGGUGUAUCCCUUCCACGUCACCAUGUAUGGGAGCCAGGAGAUCACGCCAAACGAAGCCGGAGAGCCACGACUUACACUUGAGAAAACAUUGGCGUCUUCUGUACUAGUCAGAUCUGCCUCAGCCUCGUUUAUUUUGGACGUUGAAACAAAUGUUAUAAUUCUUAAGAUGACAGAAGUUGGAAAUAAUGUGACGUUACAUAACAGCGUCUGGUCAGACGCGUUUGUUGUAAAACCAAACAUGGAUACAAAUAAGGGACAGAAAGAAGCUAAAGACACGUGUCAAAGACAACUCAAUUCUGAUAUGAAGUUGCCUGCCUUGACAGACUUUCAUAUCCAGACAUGUCCAUGCAGGGCAGAGCAAAUUGAGAUCGACCUUGCGAGAUUCCAUCGAGAUCCACUUUGUAAAGAUAUAAAAUAUCUGGAUCAUUUAGAUUUUCGAACCUCCCGGAACUGUCAGCAGGCAGAGGCCCAACAGUGUUACCGACUCAACUCUCCAGGACCUAACGGAUCGGGUCGUCUGUGUUGUUACGAUUACCUGGGAAACCUUAUGGAUGCCAAGUCUGUGUCCGGGGGAGGCACUGCACACCGAUUCCACUACUUUGGGGGACCUGGCAGCGUCCCUUAUUUAUCUACUCUAGUAUUUGACACGUCACCUUACUUCCAUUGUUGUAAGUACAUACGGGAUACUGCAGGACUAGCUCUGUGUGCCCGGCUACUACAACAACGUCCACAGGGUGACUGUAAAAACUAUCAACCCAUAAGGCCAGGUAAGCAUGGCUGUCAUAGUACCAAGAACAAACAGGACAGCUUUUUGUAUUUAUCUAGACAUAAAUAUGCUCUAGCUCUUUUAACGGACAUUUAA